This is a messenger RNA of Aureobasidium musti, 1530 nucleotides long. The record is from the annotation of a GenBank genome assembly. NCBI's taxonomy places the organism in Eukaryota, Fungi, Ascomycota, Dothideomycetes, Dothideales, Saccotheciaceae.
AUGCCUCGUACUUCAUCUNUUUUGUCUUCUUUGCUUUGUUUGGGCUCUGUGUUUGCACAGGAUGCUUCUACCACAUCUUCGUCAAUAGUGCCAACAGGGACACCUGUCGUCGGUGACUAUGGAGGUGCUCUGAGGCCACAGGUCCAUUUCUCACCUCCAAAAGGCUUCAUGGUAUAUAUCCUAAUCUCUACAAAUGGAAGACACAAUCCAUCAGGCGAUGUAGCAGGCAACCAGCAUUGGGGCCAUGCAACUACAACCGAUGGUUACACCUUUGAAAAUCAGCCCAUCGCGCUCUUUCCUCCAAACAACGAGACAUUUGUGUUCAGUGGCUCAGCAGUGGUUGACGUCAACAACACCAGUGGCUACUUCCCUGGACAGGAUAAUGGUGUGGUUGCCGUCUACACUCUAUCCAACAGCACAUCUCAAAACCAGAACAUUGCAUUUUCGAAAGAUGGUGGUUACUCUUUCGAGCCUUAUGAAGGCAACCCCGUCAUCGACAUCGGCUCGACUCAAUUCCGUGAUCCUCNNAGGUUUUCUGGCACCCCAAAACUCAAAGCUGGUCAUCAUGGCCUCCUGGGCAUCCAAUACGAGUGUCCUAACCUGGUUGAGAUGCCCGUAGAGGACUCAGACGAGACCAUGUGGCUCAUGUUCAUCUCCAUCAACCCUGGCGCUCCUCUUGGCGGCUCUAUCUCUCAGUACUUCCCCGGUUCGUUCAACGGUACACACUUCGAGGCUGUUGACCCUGUCGCUCGCAUCUCCGACUUUGCUAAGGACAACUACGCCGGUCAAUUCUUCUCCGGUAUCCCUGGUACGGAGAAGCGCCUCAGCAUGGAUUGGGCCAGCAACUGGCAAUACACCAACAAUGUUCCUUCUGCAAAUGAGGGUUGGCGCAGCUCCAUGACGGUCUUCCGUCAGAACCAUCUGAAGAUGCUGCCUAAAAUUGGUUGGGACCUUGUCAGCUCGCCUUUCAAUAUCAGCUCGCAGUUCUCGCAGGUUCUUAUUUCCAACUCGUCAUUGGGUAACAACAGCAUCUUGCUCGACUACUCCAGUGUGCCUUCUGGUGCACUCUACUUUGAAGCCAACAUCACUGGUCUGACCCCUGAUACUUUGGCUGGAUCUUUGAACUUUACCUUCACCUCAUCUAUCAGUGGUGAGAACAUUCAGGGCGGCACAAUCCCCGGUGGCACAACUUGGCUGUCGCGAAGAAACACAAACUGGGGUGCUGAGAACCCUUACUUCACCGACAAGUUCUCCUCGGAAGGCAUCUACAGUGGUAGCGAGAACGGUACUUGGACAAUCAGCGGUAUUCUUGAUCGUACCAUCUUAGAGCUGUUUGUUAAUGGAGGCGAGCAGAGCGGCACCAUGACGUUCUUCCCUGAACACCCACUCGAUACUCUGAGGAUCGGAGCUAAGGGUAUCCCCCAGGGCGCUGGUGUCAGUGUGGCCGUUUGGGCUCUAAGAGAUGCGUGGGCCAGUCAGGCAAACGCUGAGGGUCUGGUCGUAGGCAACACCACAUCUACUGCAUCAUAA